Molecule: messenger RNA, 1734 nt
Organism: Phymastichus coffea
Lineage: Eukaryota; Metazoa; Arthropoda; Insecta; Hymenoptera; Eulophidae
Exons: 6
Coding region: 143-1129 (328 amino acids)
Cellular component (GO): extracellular region
Molecular function (GO): chitin binding
Source: RefSeq, a predicted model, not a curated record
GUUGCCCGCUCGGUGUCUGUUGUGCUUUCUUACAAAUCCUCUUGAUCUUCUCGCCUCAUACGACUAAAUAGACUGUUUCUAUUUUGCAAUUGAUAAACAACAUUGUUGUGAGUUUAUUCUACAGAAUCGAGAGACGAGAAAAAUGUAUCGGCUGUGCUUGGUGCUGUGGGCGUCCGCGCUGACAUCCGCGCAGUACAGCGAUAGCAUCGAGUCUCGAUCAGUCGCCUACCAAAGCAAGGCGAGCCUAAGCCCACUCUACGCUGGUUUCGGCGGCUCGCCAGGUUACCGCGACAACAGCUACGAGGACAACGCCGUCACACCUACGCCAUCCCCGACUCCGAUUUAUCGUCCCAGUGGCCAGGUUUACAGAAAGCCAUCGAGUCAACUCGACAGCUCGCGCGAAUACCAAACUCCGAUAAGGAUAAGUCCGCAGCGAGCGUCAAUUCGCGGAGGACAGAUUGUCAAAAAUGGGCAGGUGAAAUAUAAGGAGGAGGAACUGGAGGAGGAGAAGGAGGAGCCCGAUCGUCUGAGCAUCCUGCUACCCCAGAGCAAGUUCGACUGCGUCGGUAAGCAGACGGGCUAUUACGCUGACGAGGAGCUGAAUUGCGAGGUGUUCCACUACUGUCAGAACAACGCCAAGCACUCGUGGAUCUGUCCAGAAGGUUUCACUUUCCACCAGGUGCACCUUAUUUGCAUGCCGCCGAAUGGUGAUAUUAGCUGCAAAAAAAGCUCGCAGUAUCACUUUGUUAAUGAGUACCUGUACAAGCCAUUGAACCUCGACGAAGCCGAGAGCAAACCCAAUGUGACGCUUAGAUACAGCGAAAGAUACUUCCCCUCCGACAUUUACACGGACGAACGAGAAAGUAGCGAGUACCGUGCCGCUUCGACUCCAGUUCGUCGACCGAUUUACAUUUCCCCGCAGGCGAUUCCGACGAUCAACAGCAUACCGAGUAGCAGUCGACCUCAGCUGUCACCCUCCACACCGACGUAUCGCAUCCCCAUCAAUCAGGUAUUCCGCAGCCCCGAAGAGGUCAACAUUCCAUUACAGCAACGACGGCCACAACCGACUGCGAGCUCAAGCCUCAGAAGGUAUCCCCAGGUCAGACCUGACGAAGAGGACUACGAAUAGUUUAUAAAGCAAAUACUUUAGAUGCUUUUCGGCGAUGCUUUAGGAAAGUAGAGGCACUGGAAAUCAUUUGCCGCUUGAUUAUUUUACAAAUAAGCCGACUGGGUCUAAUGAUAUUGAGUUAAGUGAAGAACAAAAAUAGCUCCAGAUAAUUUUUCGGUAAUUGUUAGUAUUCAUAUGAAGCAGAAAUCAAAUUUGUAAUUGUUCCCAGCGUUGUCACUAAAUGCUUUGACACUGUCAUUAUACUACUUCGAAUUGAUUUCCAUCAAUCAUUAGCAUUACCAUCAUCCUCUACUUGCAAUAAUUUUUUUUCUAACAAUAUUUUUUACUAUUUCAUUAUUUAAGUAUUUACUCAUACUCGCAGUUCGUAUGGAAAUGUUAGAAAAUAUGAAAUUGCAAGGUCAGUCGUAACGGAUUUCAUAAAAAUGAGAAAUAGCGUAACGCAUACGUAUAAUAUUGUGUAUAUAAUAAAUUGUAAUUGGCGAAUCGAGCUGAACAUGUAGAAUAAGAGUGAUAUUCUAUAAUUUGUAAUCCUUCAAGUAUUUUUUAGCUUUAGAUGUAAUUCAAAUGUAUUACUUUACAUAUUUUAUAUUUAAUGUCUUGUAAGA